GUGGCGCGAAUCACGCGAACCAUAUUUCAGCCCGGGGGGCACAUUCUUCUAGUUGGUGUGGGUGGAAGUGGCAAGCAAAGUCUUGCGCGCCUAUCUACUCACAUAUGUGGCCAUGCGUUGGUGCGCAUAUGCAUAACCUCAAGUUAUGGACUUGGGGACUUUAGAUUGGAUCUGCAAAGCAUGCUCACUCGUUCUGGCACAAAACCGGAGGGCAUCGUCUUCUUAUUCACAGACUCUCAGAUAAUCGACGAAAAGUUUUUGGUUUAUCUUAAUGACCUACUCGCUGGGAGUAUUCCUGAUUUAUUUAGCAAAGACGAACGAGAUAACUUGGCAUCAAUGGUGGAGGGUAAAGCGAAAGCAGCGGGCCUUCCCGCAGACACUGCAUCAUGUUGGGAGUAUUUCUUAACACAAGUUCGAGCCAACCUUCAUGUUGCUGUGUGCUUCUCUCCAGUUGGCCCUGAUUUUGGGACC
Molecule: messenger RNA, 471 nt
Organism: Pelagomonas calceolata
Lineage: Eukaryota; Pelagophyceae; Pelagomonadales; Pelagomonadaceae
Source: the annotation of a GenBank genome assembly